AUGGAUGACGCUGGACAGGGCACAGGGGAUGACACGCUCCGGCACGAGCGCCGCCGCUCCGCCGAGCUGUGGCGGAUCCAGCAGCUGCUCGCGCAAGUCACCGCCCUCAAGGCGCAGAACCGGGCCCUAGCCUGCCAGCUGGCGGACACCAAGCAGAAGCUGGAGGAGUCCGAGAUCUCGGAGACGAUUGCGCGGCAGCGGGCGAUGGAUUACUACACCCAGGGGGUCGAGCUGUCAGUGCUUCGGGGGGAGUUAGCAGACGCCAGCCGGCGGCGGGGCUGGGCAGACUAUGAGGCGCAGAAGCUGCAGGACGAGGUCGGCGAGCUCCGCGCGGCGCUCGCCGCAUCGCGCGCGGCGCACCAGGCGCGCGCGGCCAUGGAGGCGCAGCGGGACCGCCUGCUGGAGCACGUCAGGGUCCUGGAGGGCUUGCUGGCGGAGGCCGGGGCGCGCGCGCCGCGGCGGCCCGGCGGGGUCGUGGCGGCGGGCAUGGCGGCGGCGCAGGGGCGCGAGGGCGGCGGCGGUGGCGGGGGCACAGCACUGCUGCACUCACUUGCGCUGCCCGCCUUACCGGCCCCCGCGGCGCGCUCCCGCGACGGCAGCGGGCUUGGCGAGGCGACAGCGCCAGCCCUUCCGCGGCCCGCACGCGGCGGCUCGGCCGCGGCCGCGGGGCCGCCCGAGCGGCACGCUGACUGGGACGCGUCGUCCGAUGGGCAUUGCUCCAGCGAUGACGAUGCGGCCGCCUGUGAGGAGCAGACCGCACUGCAGGGCGAGGUCGCUGCCCUGCAGCUGCAGCUGGAAGCCGCGCAGGCGCGUCUGCUCGACGCCCGCGCCGCGCGCGCGCUCGAGCGCCGCGAGCUGCUGCUGCGGCUGCAGGGCGGCGACCGCGCGCGCGCGCGCCUUCAGGAUGUGUCCGCGCGCGCGAGCAAGGCGCUGGCUGACAAGGACCGGGCGGUUGCGGAGAACGCUGAGCUGGCGGAGCUCCGCGCGCGCCGCGCGCAGCAGCACGCGCGGGAGGAGCUGGCGCGCGCGCUGACGAGGGGCGCCGAGGCCGAGAGGCAGGCGGCGCGGCGGCAGCGGGCGCUGGAGGCACGGGCGGAGGCGCAGGGGGAGGAGUUGCGGGAGAUGGCGCGGCGGCACGCAGAGGAGGUAGCCGCGCUGCGCGCCCAGCUGGCGGCGGCCGCGGGGGCCGGCGGCGGCAGCGAGCACGAGGGCAUCUUGCUGAUGAUUAGCAGCGACGGCGGCCACAGCGUGCCAGCGGACUGA
Messenger RNA from Monoraphidium neglectum, 1263 nucleotides. RefSeq lists its product as hypothetical. Lineage: Eukaryota; Viridiplantae; Chlorophyta; Chlorophyceae; Sphaeropleales; Selenastraceae. Bases 1 to 1263 code for a protein of 420 amino acids. The transcript is spliced from 3 exons. The record is from RefSeq and is a predicted model, not a curated record.